Hyposmocoma kahamanoa is the source of this 4327-nucleotide messenger RNA. RefSeq lists its product as uncharacterized. NCBI's taxonomy places the organism in Eukaryota, Metazoa, Arthropoda, Insecta, Lepidoptera, Cosmopterigidae. The record is from RefSeq and is a predicted model, not a curated record. Gene Ontology annotation, biological process: DNA recombination; DNA integration. The coding region runs from base 35 to 4327 and encodes 1430 amino acids. The transcript is spliced from 6 exons. Gene Ontology annotation, molecular function: DNA binding.
GCCAGUGACUGGAAGCUUGAGGCAGCCCCAUAAGAUGUCGCAAAUACCCCCAUUGGAGUUCUUGGACUGUGAGGGUGAACCGGCUUCCGUUGGGUUACGCUGGGAAAAGUGGAAACGAGCACUAGAAUUAUAUUUGACCGCGACAAAUGUUACUAAGCCGGAGGCGAAAAGGGCAACGCUCUUACAUAUGGGUGGAUUGGCCCUACAAGAAAUUUAUUACAAUAUUCCAGGGGCACACGUAGAAAGUACUGAUGGAAAGGACGACAUUUACGUUGUUGCAAUAAAUAAAUUAGACAAAUACUUUGCCCCGAAACAAAGUCGCAUCUACGAACGUCACCUAUUUAGGCUCAUCAAACAGGAAAAUGGUGAAAAAUUUGAUAAGUUUCUUGUCAGGCUUAGGCACCAGUGUGCUAAAUGUAAAUUCACUGCUCCCGAGGAGAACAUGAUGGAUCAAAUCACAGAAAAGUGUGAGUCGGUUGAGUUAAGGAAAAAAAUUCUUACUUUUGGUGAUGAUGUCACGCUCGACAAAAUUAUUUUUGAAGCAAAUGCUUUAGAAACCGUUCACCGCCAACUAAGUAACUUCGAUUCACUUGGGUCUCAUAAAGAUUUGUCUAUUAAUCGAAUAGAAGCUACAAAAAGAAAAUUAAACAUUGUUCCUUGUUCGCGUUGCACUGGAAAUCACACAAGCGAUAGUAAAUGUUGUCCAGCGAAAGACAAAAAAUGUCUUAAGUGUGGAUUUACGGGACAUUUUCGUAAAUGUUGUAGAACCAGAGCCAGCAAACGUAAACUUGAUGACAUCUCGCCUAAACCUGUUAGUGCAUCUAAAAAACCCAAAACUAAAUUGGCUGAAGAAGUUGAUUACAUAUUCCAUUUCGAUGAUGACGAUUUUAUAACAUGCGUAUUAGGAAACGUCAAAUUAGAUAUGCUCAUUGAUUCAGGCAGCAAAUGUAAUGUUAUAACUGAUCAAACUUGGGAGAUUCUUAAGAACAGUGGAGUACGAGUCGAGAAUCAAGUAAAAAAUCCGGAGAAAACAUUUAUGGCCUACGGAAGUCAAAAACCUUUAACAGUUCUAGGAUCUUUUGAUUCUUCCAUAGUGGUUGGCAACGGAUUUAGAGUGGAAAAAGCAACGUUCUAUGUUGUAAAAAACGGAACUAAAUGUUUACUCGGGAAAGACACUGCAACUAAACUGGGUGUGCUAAAAGUAGGACUAGGAGUAAAUGCACUCGAUGGUACGUUCCCAAAAUUUAAAAAUGUUAAAAUUCAUAUACCUAUAGAUGAAUCCGUCAAACCGAUUUCUCAACCUUGCCGAAGAGUUCCUAUCCCUUUAGAGACUAAAAUAAAUAAAAAAAUUCAGGAAUUAAUUGAUACAGAUAUAAUAGAACCUGUUAAUGGUCCGUCUGAUUGGGUUUCUCCUUUAGUACCCGUUCUCAAAGGGGAUGGGGAUAUUAGAAUUUGUGUAGAUAUGAGACAAGCCAAUAAAGCCAUUAUAAGAGAAAAGUAUCCCUUGCCAACUAUGGAACAACUAAUUCCCAAGUUUAGAAAUGCGAAGAUUUUCUCAAAAUUAGACCUAAAAAACUCAUUUCAUCAGGUUGAAUUAAGUGAAGACAGCAGGCACAUUACAACUUUCAUUAGUAGCCACGGAUUGUUUAGAUACAAACGCCUUAUGUUUGGCAUCUCAUGUGCACCUGAAUGCUUUCAAAAACAACUAGAAAGAAUUCUAUUGCCUUGCGAAGGUGUAGUUAACUUCAUCGACGAUAUUGUCGUUUUUGGCGUCAACGAGGCUGAACAUGACGUUAGAUUAAAUAAAACCCUACAAGUCUUGAAGGAAAACGGAGUUCUUCUUAAUGAUGCCAAGUGUGCCUUAAGAGUAAAACAAAUAGAAUUUUUAGGACAUCAAUUGUCAGGCAAUGGCAUAAAGCCUCUUGACAAAUACGUUAAAACAAUCCAGUCAUUUAGAGAACCCACUGUUAUUGAAGAGGUUCAGAGUUUCUUAGGACUAGUGAACUAUGUAGGUAAGUGGAUUCCUAAUCUAGCGACAUGGACUGAACCUUUACGCGAAUUGUUGAGAUUGAAAUUAGGCAAGGGGACUGAUAUUACUUCACACUGGCAUAAAAAACAAGCAGAGGCAUUUAUUGGGUUAAAACAGGCUAUGACUCAAAUCACAACCUUAGGCUACUAUGAUCCACAAGACAGAACUCAAGUUUUUGCAGACGCUAGUCCGGUAGGGUUAGGGGCCGUACUCGUACAGCAUGGUGCUAGCGGGUCACGUAUAAUUGCAUACGGAAAUAAAAGUCUCACGGACCGAGAAAAGCGUUACUGCCAGACUGAGAAAGAGGCUCUUGCAUUAGUCUGGGCUGUCGAACAUUUCGAUAUGUAUUUGUUUGGGAAGGAUAGUUUUGAACUCUGUAGCGACCAUAAGCCGCUAGAAGUAAUAUUUGGGCCAAAAUCUAAACCGUGUGCAAGAAUCGAGCGCUGGGUAUUACGCCUACAAUCAUAUAAUUUUAAGAUUGUAUAUGUUCCUGGCAAGAAAAAUAUUGCUGAUUCAUUAUCACGGUUAAGUACUAGUCAGUGUCUACCACGUCCCUUCGAUGACGACAAUUACGUCAAUUUAGUUGUCACUCAGUCUUGUCCUACGGCAAUCACACUGAGUGAAUUGAGACAAAUUUGCAAAAAAGACCAUGAUAUAGAAUUAGACGAUUUACUUUUACGCGGAAAUAAAAUUGUAAUUCCCUUGGAGCUUAGAUCAAAAGUAUUAGCAGCUGCUCACGAAGGGCACCCUGGCAUCGUAGCAAUGAAAACUCGCCUACGGUCUAAAGUAUGGUGGCCCAAAAUCGAUAAAGAUGCAGAAAGCUACGUUCGGGCCUGUAAAGGCUGUACUCUGGUUUCCGCCCCAAAUCCCCCUAAUCCAAUGCGCAGACGGGAAAUUCCAGCCCAGCCGUGGAUUGACGUGGCUAUCGAUUUUCUUGGGCCAUUGCCUAGUGGACAUUACCUUUUUGUAGUCGUAGACUAUUUCAGUCGUUAUAAGGAAAUAAAAAUUACUAAAACUAUCGAUGCUACACACACUAUUAACAUUCUGAAAGAAAUAUUUUCCCGAUUAGGAGCACCUGUUAGUAUUACUGCCGAUAACGGCCGACAGUUUACAAGUGCAGAAUUCGAAAAAUUUUGUAACGAAUUUGGCAUACGGUUGUUCCAUAGCAUUCCCUACUGGCCUCAACAAAACGGCGAGGUUGAGAGACAGAACCGAGACAUCUUAAAAAGAUUACGGAUUAGCCAAAGUUUAAAAUCUAAUUGGCAAGAUGACCUGCUUAAAUAUCUGACUAUGUAUAACAGCACUCCCCAUUCCGUCACAGGUAAAACUCCAUCAGAACUAUUUUUCAGGCGUCAAUUUAGAGACAAAUUACCCUCGUUAGUGGACUUGGAGUAUGGAGAUGUAGACUCAGAGACGAAGGACAGAGACACAGAAAUAAAAAUGAAAGGGAAGGAAUAUGCGGAUAGAAAAAGACAUGCAGCUGAGUCUACCAUUGAAAUAGGAGAGAAAGUUUACGUGAAGAAUAUGACAAAAGAGAAUAAACUGUCCACCACGUUUAAUGACGCACCACAUACGGUAAUUAAUAAGAAUGGGAAUGAUGUAGAAGUGGAAAAUGAUAGUAAUGGCCAGCGUCUACGUAGAAAUAUAGUACACCUAAAACGAGUUGAAGGAAAUUGGACAGUUUGCACAGAUGAAGGAAAUUCUAAUGAUAUAACAGAGAAUAAUGUUACGUUUAAGCCCAGCUCGCUCUGGUGCAUUUAUUCUAUGUUAAAGACCACAGUAAAGAACAAGAAUAACAUAGACAUAAAAAACUAUUCAAAUCUGACGGCAUUUUUAAAGAGACGCUCUGAUGGGUAUGUUGCAAGAAAAUCGAAGGUACUUUCGCCAACUGACGUCGAAAAGUUUUUAAAAGAAGCCCCCGAUUAUCAGUAUUUAGCAACAAAGGUUGCAAUGAUAUUUGGUGUCACUGGCGCGUGUAGACGCCAAGAACUAAGCGAAGUAACGGCAAAAGACGUAGAAACUCAUGGCCAAAUGCUUUUGAUUAAAAUUAACAACACUAAAAAUAAGGUACCGAGAUCGUUUGCCAUUCACGGUCCAUUUUACGACAUAGUAAAAAAGUACGAAGCGCUUAGGACAGAUAAGGCAAAAUCCGAUCGGUUUUUUCAAAACUACCAGAAGGUACAGUCAAGAUGCAUCAAUGCUCCGGCGCAGAGCGCGUUAUCGGACAGGAAAUGCAACCUCAUGUUUGGACUCUAUGGCAUCGAGGCGUUGAUGCAGGCCAGGUUUACUAAGAACUAG